This is a messenger RNA of Macroventuria anomochaeta, 699 nucleotides long. Its product is annotated as DUF423-domain-containing protein. The transcript has 2 exons. The record is from RefSeq and is a predicted model, not a curated record. Bases 56 to 433 code for a protein of 125 amino acids. NCBI's taxonomy places the organism in Eukaryota, Fungi, Ascomycota, Dothideomycetes, Pleosporales, Didymellaceae.
CAUCUUUCUUCCAUAACUUCCUCAUCGCGAAGGCUCUUCAAAUUCAAUCAUAACAAUGCCACCCUUCUGGACAAUUGGCUGCCUGUACGGCGCCUCCAGCGUGAUGCUUGGCGCAUUCGGCGCGCACGGCCUCAAAAAGAGAAUCGCAGACCCAGCUCGCAUCGCAAACUGGGGAACCGCAGCGCAGUACCAGCUCAUUCACUCGGCAGUCCUGACGUUUGCAUCUGUCGCGGCACCGCAAAAUACGGUUGCUAUGGGCUUGCUUACUGCAGGCAUGACGAUGUUCUCUGGAAGCCUGUAUCUGCUUGUAUUGGAUCCGCAGAGGUUUGGGAAGUACCUGGGGCCGGUCACACCGAUCGGUGGUCUCUGCCUCAUUGGGGGCUGGGUGGCACUGGCGGUUACGAAGAGGCCUGUUUUGCCCAAGUUCAAGUAGGCGUGUACAAGAUAGGCAUCCAAUACGCCUGGAGGAACAGUUUUGAACGAGUGUUGAAGGCGUUCAGGCGACUCUAUAGCUGGUCUGUACUCUGAUGAGCUACGGAAGAUUACGACGGCCCGCGCUGUUGUCGUACAAGUUUGGGCUUGCGUUAAUAGGCCUCCAGGCCGCAUGCUCCAUAACAGCAGGACAAGAUCAGAUGUUAACUUGGGUUGGCAGGCAAUCUGUACAUGUGUACGAUGAGAGAUGUAAGGAAUAGGCUCAGU